This is a messenger RNA of Ilex paraguariensis (yerba mate), 4773 nucleotides long. Lineage: Eukaryota; Viridiplantae; Streptophyta; Magnoliopsida; Aquifoliales; Aquifoliaceae. The record is from the annotation of a GenBank genome assembly.
AUCGAGGCUGUCUUGGAGCAGCAGCAGCAGCAUAAGAAGAGAAAGCUUGAAGCGAAGCGAAUCUACGCAAGAACUGAAACGAAGAUAUUCGCGUCUUUCUGCGCCAGAAUUCGAAGACUUUAGUUUGGAUUGGAGAAGAAAAAGAGGAGAAAACUAGAAUCGAAUCGAGAAAGCAGAUACGUCGGUCGUCGUUCUAACUUCUAAGGUCGGCGUGUUGGAGGAGAAGCAGAAAAAGAAGGACUGAAUCGAAGAAUUUCGUGUUUUUGCGCCUGAAUUCCAAGAUUUUAGGCUGGCUUGGAGAAGAAGAAGAUAAAACUUGAAAGGAAGCGAAGCUACGUUCACACUACGGAGAACUCAGAUCUGUCGAUCGUCGUUCAACGGUCGGCUUGUUGGAGGAGAAUCAGAAGAAGAUGAACUGAAUCGAAGAAUUUUGUUUUUUCUUUUGCGCCAGAAUUUGAAGAAUUUUGAUCGAAGAUCUGUGUGAAAAUCCCUGUGCUUUAAUCAUAGGAGUUUUGUCGGAUCAUCAAUCAAUCGCUACGAUAUUCAACUGACCAAAAUAACAGGUGACCUGUAGGCAGAGACUUUAGGGUUCUGCUCUGGUAUCUGGAAAGGAACUGGUUCUACUAAUCAUUUGAAUAAGGACUGAUGUUCAGUUUGUCCCAAUGACUCGCUCCUGUAAUUGCACAGGAAGUUUAGCAUCUAAAUUUGAGUUAAGCAGAAAAGGAAACCAACUAACAAAGGCAUCCUGCAAGACUUGUGGCGGCAGACCAUUAGUUAAUGGGAUAGGACCUGCAAGCAUGCUUAGCAAAGUGGGGGUAGAACUUACCAAUUUUAUCGAUCCUGACUUAAGUUGGAAGACUUUGACAAGAGGGAGACGCUCUAGGAAGCCAGCUGGUAGAAGCUUCAAUGUUGGUGCAAAACUGGGCAACAAGAGCCCUAAAAGGGUGUGGGGCUCUUCAGUUUCUGAGUCUGAGAAGCUUGGUGUGGCUAUUCCUGGGCAACUUCUGUCUGACAAAAUAGAGCACGUACCAAUCAAGAAAAGGAGAUGUUUGCUUCGCUCUCCAUCACCACCACCUCGUACCCCUUCUCAACACCAUGAAGAGUCACUAUCACGUAAAGCCCAGACUCUCUCUCCCCACUCUGAAGAUUCUGAACAGCGUUUAGAUGGUAAAUGUGCUUCAGGUGAAUGGUAUUGUCCAGAUUCAUUUUCCAUCCAACAAGUUAGGGACUUUGAUGGCUCUAUAGUAGUUGAGUUUGCGGAUGACAAUGGUGGUGUUAUGGAUGACAAUGUCUUUGAAGUGACAGAUAGAAAGCUUUGUUGCACUGAGGACUUCUCUGGUAUUGCACUUCUUGCAGCUGCUGCCUGCAUUAGUAGCAUUGGUGGUGAAGCGGGUAAUGGCAAGAAGGAUCUGGUAGCGGAUUCUACUUCACAAGUUUUUGGUUCACCUAAUUCCACUAUGCCGUUGGAAGAAACUAUCACAUCAACGGGAACUGGGAAUAAGUGCCAAAACGAUUUGGUACAUGAAGAUAAUGUGGAUGGCUCAUUUGUUCAGGACAAUUCGGUUGUUUCUCAGAAAUAUCUCGGUAACAAGGAUGAUGGUGGGGCAGCGAGGUGUGUUCCUUCUAAAGAACUCAGACUGCACUGGGACCUUAACACUGUGAUGGACGUAUGGGAUCAACCCUGUGAUUAUUCAACUGUUGACUUUCAAAGAAAUGUUUCAGGUGUCAAUGAUGGUAUGCAGAGAGAAACACUGGAGAAAUUUAAACUUCAGAGGGACUCUGAAGUUAAUAACCAAGGUGCAGUGCAGUCUACCAUGUGCAGAAUGAUCACAGCAGAUGUAGAUGAACAAUAUGUGAUUUUAGACCCAAAAGGCACAGUUACUCGGCCUUCCAAAUCUUUAGUUGAGGAACAAUUGCUGGAAGCAUGCUCUGACCUUGAUAGAACCUGUGUCAAGGAUAAAUGUAUUUGUACACCACAUGGACAUCCUCUGGAACCCUUAAACUACAAUGGAGAUGAUACAAAAGCUUCUGGUCAGGGUGCGAGCAUGUAUUAUGAUACUCUGUACCCUGUAUCACAUAGUACUCCAAACAUAUGUUUGUCAGAGAAGAAGAUGGAUACAUCUUCUGCCUGCACUUCUGUUAUGCAGAACAAUGAAGAUUGUUGCAGAACUACAUCACAGCUUGGUAAAAUUACAUCGUCAGAAAGGGUUCAGCUUAGGAAGCAUGAUGUUGCUUUUGCGGAUGUGCUAGUCAGAGAGAAGGCCGUUUCUCAGAACAUCAUCCAAAAUAAAGACCAUGAAGAUAUUGGAAAAACAUCUGAAUUGCCUGAUACUGGGACUUCUCCAAGGGAGGUGAUUGGCACAAUUACAUGCACAACUGUAGAUGUUGAGGUUUCUCAAUAUAACUCAGAUAAGGUAGAUCAUUCCCAUGCUUCACCUGAGUGUGAAGAUUUGUCUGCUUCAGGCACCUCUGUUGGAGGAAGAGAAGGCCAACUUAUUCUAUAUGGUGAUGCAAAAGGCCCAGAUGACAGAACUACUGCAGCUGAUGUCGAUUUCCCAGUGCGUAGUGGGCAUAUGGAAUCCAUGUCCCAGUGUUAUGACAAUCCUGUCUCUGAUGGAGGAUCGCAUGGUGGAUUCAUUCUGCAGAACUCAUUCAAAAGUUAUACUAACGAUCCUACUAGUUGCUCUUGUGAGAUUGCCUUACCUUUUGAUGACCGCCACAAUGGAGAUGUUCUUCAAAAGAAUCAUGGCCACAUGGUCAGUGCAACAAAUAGGACUGAACUUCAGGCAGAUUAUGAUUCUCCAUUUGAGGAUGGGGAACUGAGGGAGUCAGUUGUAUAUUCCUUUGAGGAGGAAAUGGAAUGUGUGGACUAUGAAUCUGAUGACAGAGAAGUAGAUAAUAUUGAUGAAUCUCAUCACCAUAUGCCAGAGAAAGUUGAAGUUGGUUGUGCAGGUUCCCAACCUGUGGAAAAGGGGGCGUCAUUGCUGACAAAAGUUAUAACAGCAGAUUUCUGUAAGAGCAAGUCUGUUAAAACAUCGAGUAAUAUAAUAGAUGACACUCAAGAGAAAGGAAGGGUUGGUACGGAAGGGUUGAAUGAAGGAUCUAGAAUUGCUGUCGAACAGUCUGGAAACAUGCGGGUUGAAUUAUAUGAUGACAGUGCAAGAAGUCAUUCUUGUGAUCACAUGGAUGGGCUUGAUGUCAAUGGUUUAGAUGGAAAAGAGGUUGGAUCAAGUGCAUCCAGUGGGAAAUUGUCAUGCAUUGAAGGACCAUCAACUUUUGAUGUCUUGGAUAGGAAGGACACUAUGCUUAUACGGCCUGGCAGAUCCCACAACCGUGGUGGUUUGUUGUCUGGAGUUGAAAAGAAUUCUGAUUCUGUCAAAUCCAUGGGAAGUAACAGACCGUCUUUGCAUGUACGCGAAAGAAAUGAAGGGAAUGGUUACUGGGACGAUUCUUCAGUGGGCCAUUGGGAUUCUAGAGGUCGUCAUCCACCUGUUUAUCAUGCCAGCUACACCCGGCCUAGUGUGAAUGCUGAUUCUGCUGGCAGUUUUGACAGACCAAACUGCCGUGAUCACAAACAAUUUCCAAAUUCUUCCUCAAGAGGCAUGUAUAGGCCACCCAUUAGAAGGAGGUCAUCAGUUGAUGAGGAAGAUUAUUAUGAUUUCCAUAGGGGAAUGCCACCAGUUAGAGGCAUCGGUGGUGACCGGAACAGGGGCAGGUCAGGAAAAUAUCUGCCAGAGGUUAGUAGGGCCCCCAUGGAUGGAUACCGUGAUCAUGUGCCUGGUGAUGGUUCUACAUCUUCUGUUCGUGUGCCACAUUAUUCAACCAGAAAAGACCGAAGCUUUUCUCCCACAUUUGGCAGAUGGGAUCAUAUUUCUCGACCUCACCGGAGAUCUCGCUCGAGAUCCAGAGCGCGCUCUCCCCCCGUGUGGCACUUGCAGAGAGAACGAAAUCUGGGUACAAGGCGGUACAGUAGAUCUCCAGAUUUCAGGCCUGAGGCUAGAAUGGAGAGAGUGAGGUUUGCUUUUCAGAAGCCCAGAUUUGUGACUGAUCAUGAAGGAAGUGUCAUGUCUCCACCAAGAGGUCACUUCUCCCCAAGGCGUAAUUCAAGAGGUGUUAACGACGGGGAUUGUGUUGAGGAGCAUUCAAGGGACAGGAGACCAACUGUGAGAACCUUUAGGCAGAGCCAAAGGUUUCAUUCUAUUAACUAUUCUGGAAGAUUGAAGCCAGAUGGUUAUGUUAGACCCAUGAUAAGCUCCGGAAGAUUUCCCCCAGUGGCUGGUGCUACUGGGGCAUGUAAAUUUGAGGACAGCGACAAUGGUAGGAGACAUGAUGAGAGAUGUGGAAUAAUUGAUCAGGUCAAGCAAUACGACACCGGAGGUGUGAGGCAGUACCGAUAUGAUUCAGACGAUUGUUUUGAGGCAUGUGACUCUCAUUAUAAGGGUGACUGCAGUGGUACUGACCGAAGGGAAGUGUCCCGGCGUUUCCGGGAAGAAAGAAGUUCUUUUAGGUAUAACCACAAUAGGAUGUAAAUACUGCCUCACCAGCUGGACUGCGUGAUUAUGAUUAUUAGGGUGCAUCACCCAGGAGAGGAUGACCUUCAUGAGCUGUGUUCGUGUGUCUCGUUCUCUUAGGCUGGGUUGGAAGAUAGGAAAUAGAUAGGAGAUUCUACCUUCAUUGACCAUUUUUUUUCCUGUUUUGGCAUAGUAGUCUUUUACGUUAAUGUAUGUCUGAUUUUGGCUAUUUUGCUCGUGUAAAGUACUAUAUUAAUCUAAU